CUGUCGAGCAGUGGACACAAUCUACUCUGAUCUAGACUAAUCGGUGUAAUUUAUCGAGGUUGAUCAGCUAUUUUAUUGAUUUUCGGGAGAAAAAAAAAAUCCAAAAUGUUUUACUACCCCACAGUUUUAAGGCAUCAUACUGGAUGCUUUUCUACAAUUUGGUUGGUUGCUACAAAGGGUAUCAGAGUACCUCGACGGGAUUUCCUAAAAGUGAAUGUUAAAAGCACAUGUGAUGACAUUAUGAACUAUGUGCUGGAGCGGGUCCCGCCACCUCAAACUGGUCUGCCUCGACCUCGCUUCUCCCUCUACCUGUCGUCCCAGCUCCAGUAUGGCGUAGUCGUUGUCUACCACCGCCAGUGCUCUAUUUUCCUGGAGGAACUUCACACCAUUGUGGACCAGCUGGUGAAACAGAGGACGACCAUGAAGAUUGACAUGGACGACCAGGGCAGACGACCUCUGAACUUCCCGGAUGCUCUGUCUCUCAUGGAGGAGACGGAAGGAGCUCUGGACCCUUUGUUUGGAGUGAUGCACUUGCAGCAUCCAAUGCCCAGCCCUGGUACACUGAUACAGAUGGGUAAGGACUAUCUGAGAGAAGCUUCCCCUGCGCAUCCUGAGCUGACCAGCCCCACUGCUGCUGUUGCACAAGAAAGCGAUAUAACAGCAUCUCCAGACACCAUCACUAUGAGAGAGUUGGAGCCUGUCGCUAUCCCCAUUACAGAGUUUGAAGGUGUGGAGCUUGUCGAUCAGCAUCCAGAUACUCUCGACUUCCUCUUGGCUCAAUCAGAUCACUUUCCAGGAGAGGAAGAGAUAUUGAGAGAAAAAGUGACUCCAAGAGAGGAAGAGAGGGAGAUAGAAAGGGAAAGAAGAGAGAGAGACGUGGAAAGGAGAGAGAAGGAGCUCACAGGAUCCACUACUGAAUUACAGCCCCGCACCAGUACCAUUACCAGUGAUGACGCCAUGUUGUUGCCUCAGGAAGAGCCUGAUCUGCCAGUGGAGAAGCCAGGACCCCCCUCAGACCAGCUUACCCCCGUUUCUGUACCCGUCCUCCCCUCGCCACCGUCUGUAGCAAGGCAGCGUGAAAGACCAAGCCUGGAGUUAGAGGACGUGUCCCCUCCACAGGUGAAGAGGAGGAAGAGGCAGCUGAUCUUCUUCGACCCGGAGGUGCAGAUCCCACAGGAGGUGCUGCAGCAGCAGAUCGACGACCCUCAGACCGAGACCAGACCUCCACCUCUCAUAUCGCCUUCAUCCCACAGGGGUCCCUCUGUUGCUGAUCUGCUCAACAACCCCUGCACCUUCUUGCCUGAAGCGGUGCAGUUUCUAUGGAGACAGGUUGCAACUAUCACGCCGGUCUCUGGCUCGGACCUGCAGGUUGGGGAGAGAGGGCCCGAGUCCACCGACUCUGAAAAGGAAAGAGAGCGCGAGAUGAUCGAGAUGGCUGAAAGAGAGGAGGAGAGACUUGGGAUCAGCCCCAAAGAGGUCCAUGCAGAUUUGGCAGAAUCAGAGAUGUUUGACACUUCAGCUCUGGGUACACUGCCGUUGGAGGCCUCUGACCAGAGGGAGGUAUCUCGAGAGAUUUCGCCUGUGUACGCAUCAGAGAGAGAAGGGUCCAUUAUCUCCAGGUCUGUUUCUACACUGCAGGACAUCCCGGAGGUGGUGGAUGAUUUUCUGAGGGGAGCAGCAGCUGAGUCUCCGGGGUUGUUGCCGGAGGUGGCUGAGCGUGAAAUAGAACCCAUGCUCUUUCAGUCUCUUCUGCCGCCAGAGGUCGACCGCAGAACUGUCAGCAACAUUUUUCAGAAGCUCCUGGAGGCUAUAUCGCUCAGGAAGGUGUGUGUGCAGCAGGACGAGCCUUAUGGCGACAUCUGGAUAUUACCUGGACCCAACUACGAUGAGGAGUAUCUGAAUUUGUGAUGAGUAUGCAGUUGUUCAAUUCCCCAUGAGCCUCCUGUUCUGACAUUUUCUGUGUUAAAAAGUCUGGAUCCAAACAAUGUAAUACAUUCAAAGUAGUCAUGAAAGUCAAAUGUUUUGUAAGCGAUCAUUUCCUAAGAUUUGUUAUUGAUGCAUCGUGUUGACAUGUUUAAAAUUAUACGUUUUUAAAACAUUUUACCUUUCGUUUUUAUGUAAUUAAGCAGGUUUUGCAUAAUUAUUCCCUGUUUCUAAUGUGACCAAUAACCUGAAUCAACUUUAUGAACUUCCAGUUGAUUUUAACUUUGUUUGUUAUAUUUUUUAAGUUUUCUAAUGAACUCACCUCAUGUUAUUCAUCUACGUCUUUGUUCAAGUAGUGUGUCCCUUUAAACACGAACUACAAAUUAAAAGCGUUAUAUG
Seriola aureovittata is the source of this 2322-nucleotide messenger RNA. Its product is annotated as meiotic recombination protein REC8 homolog. Gene Ontology annotation, biological process: replication-born double-strand break repair via sister chromatid exchange; mitotic sister chromatid cohesion; synaptonemal complex assembly. Gene Ontology annotation, molecular function: protein binding; chromatin binding. NCBI's taxonomy places the organism in Eukaryota, Metazoa, Chordata, Actinopteri, Carangiformes, Carangidae. The record is from RefSeq and is a predicted model, not a curated record. The transcript has 17 exons. Bases 106 to 1908 code for a protein of 600 amino acids. Gene Ontology annotation, cellular component: synaptonemal complex; cohesin complex.